GGACCGAGGAAAGAAGCCAAUGAGGAGGAGCAGGAGAGAGGAGGGGGAAGGGGCCUGCUUGAGUCGUUAGUCACAGGACAAGGGCUAGGGCAUAGAGUCUGAUGCAGGGUAAACUGGUACAGAAGUCUUGGUUUUGAGGGCGAUUUGGGCCAUGGACACCCUAAUCUGAGGGAGCAGGGUUUUGUUCUCAAGGAGAGGGGUUUGUUCCCUGCGUCUUUAAAGAGAGCUCAGCUCUGGACUUUGUGUCUAAGGGAAGCCUCUAGGGUCUGAGCAGCCGAGACUGAAGGAGGCCGGGGAUUGCACUCCUUCGCGGUCAGGGCUGAGGAUUGUAUUCUGAGGCCCCGAGGAGGAGGCUCGUUCCCAGGUCCUGAUCAGCUCUUCCCAGCCUCAGAGAAGCCAUGGGAGCCUGCCGCAUCCAGUAUGUCCUGCUCCUCUCUCUGCUGGGCUUCUGCCCCUGCUCAGAUACUCUGAAGUGUCAGAAGGGAAUUAUGGUGAAAUUAGGUAGUGGCUUCACUAAGUCAGAAAUUAAAUGGAUAUCACCUGGGACCACUGAAACUGCACCUGAGGAGAUAUGUCAGGAGACACUGCUGCUCAUAGAUGUAGGUGAAAAAUCUCUCAUAUUGGCAAGUAAAGGCAGCAGCAAGGCGGAGAGUAAAAGUGUCAAUGAUGUCCAGGUGUUUUCCGGAGGACCUGGAAUAGUGACUGCCUCUUAUGUCCACUUCUGUAACACUGAACUGUGCAACAGUGCUAACAGCACCAGUGUCCUCAUUAAAAACGUGAAACUUUCAGAGUCCUCUGGACAGGGAUCCAUUCAAUGUCCUGUCUGUUUGCACUUUCGGGGUUCCUGCUCCCAGCAUACCAAAUUUGUCCUCUGCCCUAAGGACACUCGUUGCUAUUUCAGUGACAUGACUGUAGAAGGAGGUGGGCUCAAGAACUUCUUUAGCCUUGAUGGGUGCCUGGCCAACUCAGCCAAAAACCUAUUGAAAAGCCAAACUUCAAUCGGAAUCUUCUCUGUAGUGGAAGUUUCUAAUCCAGGCUCCAGCAAGUCACCCUCACGUGUAGUCGCAAGCAUUCUCCUGACCUGGAUGUUAGGGCUCAGGGCUCUUCUCAGCUCUUUGUAUGCUGGGAUCUGUCCUCUCUGCUGAACCCAUUUCCUGACCAUUCUUAAUCCCUCUUGGCCACCCAGACCCAGCCCUCCUCUGACUUCAAAGACCCGAGGCUGGGCUCUGUUGGCCUGUGCUUCUCCUGGGCGCCCUCAUCCCUCACCCACACACCUCUGCCCCUCAUGCUUAGACUUGGGAGCCACUGAGCCCAGCCGGCUCCAGAGCAGACAAGCACACGUUGACCACGUGUGGAAAAAUAAAGUUGCUGUUGUUUGUCCAA
Messenger RNA from Mus musculus (house mouse), 1383 nucleotides. RefSeq names its product Ly6/PLAUR domain containing 11 (gene Lypd11). NCBI's taxonomy places the organism in Eukaryota, Metazoa, Chordata, Mammalia, Rodentia, Muridae. The coding region runs from base 399 to 1145 and encodes 248 amino acids. The record is from RefSeq and is a predicted model, not a curated record. Gene Ontology annotation, cellular component: plasma membrane. The transcript is spliced from 6 exons.